This is a messenger RNA of Penicillium brasilianum, 1044 nucleotides long. The record is from the annotation of a GenBank genome assembly. NCBI's taxonomy places the organism in Eukaryota, Fungi, Ascomycota, Eurotiomycetes, Eurotiales, Aspergillaceae.
CCGAGUUCCAUCAUUCUUAAAGCAGCUCAUCCAGCAAUAUCACACAUCAUCAACCAUACCUUACAUCGAAUACAGUAAACAUCCCGCCAUGGCCCCUAGGAUUGGAGUCUUCCCCGCCUCUGGUGGGCUCGGAACAAGCAUCGUCAAUCACCUGAUGAAACUAGUUUCGGCGUCUCAGUUAGUCUUGAUUACACGCAACCUGGAUAAAUGGACCAACUUGGGCCAAGCGGGCGCUACACUGCGAACUGCAGACUAUGACCAGCCCUCUACCCUCGAUAAUGCCUUUGACGGAGUGGACGUUCUGAUGCUCAUCUCCUACGCAUCCUUCGAGAUCAAGCACCGAGUGGAUGCGCAUCAACCAGCAAUCCAAGCAGCGAUAGGAAGCGGUGUGAAACACAUCUUCUACUCAUCCCUGGGUUUCGCCGGCGAUCUGACCGACCACAGUGUAGCUCAUGUUAUGGGCGCACACCUCGAAACGGAGCGGUAUCUCGCUGAGCUUACGGAUAAAAUCACUUACACGUCCGUUCGGGAGGGACUCUAUACUGAAUCAUUCCCAAUAUACACGGCGUGGUUAGACCCCGCGAAUCCUCCUGGCGAAAUCACUAUCCCGCACUCUGGAUCUGGACCAGGAGUGGCGUGGGUUAAACGGGACGAACUUGGUGAAGCGACCGCUAAAUUGAUUGUUGCUUACAUCAACCACCCUGACAGCUUCAAGUACUUAAACAAGAAGGUAUUGCUCACGGGUCGACGGGAAAUUUCCCUUGCGGAGACGGUGGGUAUCCUGGGUCGUGCAAUUGGAAAGCCUCUUGAGAUUAAGGAGAUUUCUGUUGACGAGUAUGUCGGUCUUCCCCAAAUCGGGGACAAGCAUACCUACCAUGGAGUUAACCUUUCGAGGGAAUGGGCUACAGCUUGGGAAGCCAUUAAGCAAGGAGAAACCGCCGUGGUGUCACCGGCGAUGAAGGAAAUCCUUGGACGGGAGCCAGAAAGCUACGAAACUACUAUCCAAGCUUUGAUUGGAUGAGCAAAUCAUUUCGAAACCCAUGA